This is a messenger RNA of Trametes versicolor FP-101664 SS1, 1845 nucleotides long. RefSeq lists its product as uncharacterized. The record is from RefSeq and is a predicted model, not a curated record. The coding region runs from base 234 to 1568 and encodes 444 amino acids. Lineage: Eukaryota; Fungi; Basidiomycota; Agaricomycetes; Polyporales; Polyporaceae. Gene Ontology annotation, molecular function: protein binding. The transcript has 3 exons.
ACGCCUAACUGCGAUCGCGGCUGUCCUAUUCUGGAGCUCUAUGGUCUACCUACGGACGAGAAAUUGACUUUUCCUUGUCCCUUUGGCUCGUCUCAGCAAAGGGAGCUGAAAACGCAUCACGGGUCAUAUGAAGCCAUCGCGUCUGAACCAGAAACUACGGGUUUUCUUGGGCUAAAGAGGCGAAAUUGCGACAGUACCCUCCCUGCAUUAGAGUAUACGCGAAGUGCACAAAGAUGGAACAGUCCCUUGAGGCUAUCAGCAAGGAGUUCGACAUAAACUUCUUUGAGAAGCGCAAGUGGGACGGUGUUCGCGGCACUGUCUCCCGCACGUGGAAGGUCGCCACUAGCAUCACGCACCGCCGCUCGCAGGCUCGAACACCUGCUGCUCGACCGCCGCAACCGAAAUGGCGCCUCCCCCUAGAACUCCUAGAGCAAAUCGUCGAUCACUUGCACAACGAUGUCAAGACACUCCGCAGCUGCGCACUCGUCUGCCACGCGCUUGUCGCUUCGGCGCAGCACUACCUGUUCAACAGGAUAGUCAUAAAAGUGGGCAACUACGUGAACGCCGUCCUGCUCUUCGUCAAGAACCCCCAUAUCGCCGGUCACGUGCGCGAGCUGUACUUCGAGGCCGGCGAAGGGACCGCCUUCGAGUCUCUGCAGGCCCUUCUGGAGGAGAAGGGGCCACCGAAACACCUCCGCGUCUUCGCCCUUGUCAUCGCGCCACGUCUGACCAACGUCGUACGGCUCGCUUUCAAGGAUGUCCCUUUCGACCAGCAUAUCGUUGCCAUGUUCGCGUCCUCCUUCCCGCGCAUCCACAUGCUCUCCCUGUUCGACUGCUGGUUCCGUUGCAACGCAGAUAUGGACACGCUGGUCAAGACAUAUCCCCUCAUACACACUCUGCGCUGUGGACGGCUAUGCUCGCGGUACGGCGCCUCUGACCAAGACUUCGCCGAGCAGCCCGGAGCGAGGCUCACAUUGCGCUCGCUCAAGAUCACGGAGUCAUACGCGCCCACCCCUCUCACGUUGCUGCCUUGGCUUGUGACCCAUGUCGAGUCGGAGACGUUCAUAUACUCGCUCUACCGGCUGAGCCAGGUUGCGAAGCUGAAUCAGAUCAUCGCCGGGUACGCUUCUUUGCGACACCUGCAUAUUGUCCUGCCCCGCUGGCGCAAGGAAGACACCAAGGAGGUGAACGAAUGUCCGCCUGUAGUGGCAAUAGUGCCGCACUAUCCACCCAACCUGGUCACCCUCACAGUGGAUGCGAAGCUCCAUUCCCUAUUCCUCGCGGGGCAUAUUCUCGCACAACUCGACCCACAUGCCUUCGUCCGCCUUUCUACCGUUAACAUCAUCGCGCACAUCACUGUCGCGGCUAUCGAGGACGUCGACAUGGACGCGUGGGCGGGCAUGGACCAAACGCUCAGCGUCCUGCUCUCGCUCGGCGCGGUGAACUUCAUCAACAACUGCAACGAUACGUCUCACAUGGAGGCGGGCAGCGCGGCGAUCGUCAAGCGCCUCCCGGUGCUCAAUGUGCGCAAGGUGCUCUCGUUCGUCCCCCAGAGACCACCGAAGUAAAUUCGGCGCUUCAUAUGCUUGUCAUCUGUCUCUACUCGCCUUUCCCGGUCAUAUUCUGAAAUGCUCUCUUGGACCACUGCUUUCUUGCUGUUGACAAUCACGCACGCUUAGUUUAGCUCAUGCCAUGCUAAUACCUCAAUGUACGUACAUAGAUUCCAUCAACCCAAUCCCGCAGUUAUAGGCACCGCUUAUUAUGUAGAUAUUUGUUUUCUACGUUAGAUAUAUCGUCCGUAAAGCACCACCGUUUCUUCGGAUCUUAAUCCCUGCCAGUUACAGC